UCAAAAGCAGCCAAGAAGAAAACAAGUAAAAAACGAACGGGAUCUGAAGCCGCUCAAUUCGAUCAGAAAACCAUUCAAGAAUUCAAGGAAGCUUUCGGUAUUAUGGAUCAAAAUAAAGAUGGGAUCAUUGAUAAACAAGAUUUAAAAGAUUUAUAUGCAAUGAUGGGACAAAUUGCUUCUGAUACACAAAUUGAUUCGAUGAUCAAAGAAGCACCAGGACCAAUCAAUUUUACCGUCUUCCUUACCUUAUUCGGAGAACGAUUGACAGGCACUGAUCCUGAAGCGACAAUAGUCGGCGCAUUCCAAAUGUUCGAUAAGAAAGACUGUGGUAGACUUACUGAGGAAGAACUUUUGAAAAUUUUACAGAAUAAACGAGGUGAACCGCUUGAUGAUGACGAAAUCAAGGCCAUGUAUAAGGGAAAACCACCCAUUGAAAACGGUAUGGUCGACUAUAAAGCUUUUGCGCAUUUAAUAACGACUGGAGCUCAAGAAGAAUUAGCACAAGUUGCUUGA
Molecule: messenger RNA, 513 nt
Organism: Dracunculus medinensis (Guinea worm)
Lineage: Eukaryota; Metazoa; Nematoda; Chromadorea; Rhabditida; Dracunculidae
Source: the annotation of a GenBank genome assembly